GUUUUUUCUCCCUCCGUAGAGCCGAAAAAACAAGGGCAUCCAUCGGUCUCUUAAUCUUCCUCACAUCUCAUCACCGAGUCUUAACGCCAGGCUGAAAUAUAUCAUUUCUCGAGGCGCUGUGUUAAGAGUACCUAGUGUCUCCUUCCUACCUGGUGGUUUGUUUUCAGCCUGCGGGGGAUUGCCGAGCCGAGCGGCAGGGGCGUGAGAGGCGGAUGCUGCGAGCGUAGAGGCUGGGUACCAACCAGGAGCAUCACCGCACUCAUCACGAUGGACAGAAUGAAUUUUCUCUCCUUCUUCCUCCUUUGCUUGACUUCGGUUGCCAAUGGCAACAAAGCCAAUAAGCACAAGCCAUGGAUCGAGACAGAGUACCAGGGGAUUGUCAUGGAGAACGACAACACCGUGCUACUCAAUCCCCCUCUCUUUGCCCUGGACAAAGAUGCUCCACUACACUACGCUGGUGAAAUCUGUGGCUUCCGGGUACACAAUGGCCCCUCGGGUUCAGGUUCAGUCCAGUUCGAAGCGGUGGUCCUGGACCGCUCCACUGGCGAGGGUCUGGUCCGGUCCAAGGAGCCGCUGGACUGUGAGAGCCAGCGAGAGCACAGCUUCACCAUCCAGGCCUACGACUGCGGAGAGGGACCUGACGGAGUCAACAGCAAGAAGUCCCACAAGGCCACAGUGCAUGUUCGUGUAAACGACGUCAAUGAGUUCUCCCCCGUGUUCGUUGAGCGUCGCUACGAGGCUUCAGUCCCAGAAGGGCGUCUGUUUGACCGAAUCGUGCGUGUGGAGGCUCUGGAUGCUGACUGCUCCCCGCAGUACAGCCAGAUUUGCUUCUAUGACAUCAUCACUCCCAAUGUGCCCUUCGCUAUUGACAAUGAUGGUAACAUUAAGAACACAGAGCCACUGGAUUCGAAGCAUCAGCGCGUUUACACCUUCUGGGUGACCGCCUUUGACUGUGGAAAGAACCGUGCUCAGGCUGAUGCCCAGGUUGUUGUCACGGUCAAGCCGUCCUGCAAACCUGGCUGGAUCGGAUGGACCAAGCGUGUGGAGUAUACACCUGGGUCAGGUAGCAUCCCGCUGUUCCCCAGCCUGCAUCUGGAGACCUGCGAAGAGACCGUGUGGAACAUCCAGGCCACCGUGGAGCUCCAGACCGGCCACAUUGGGAAGGGCUGUGACCGAGACAGUUACUCUGACAGAUCUGUGCGACGACUGUGUGGUGCUGUCAGGGGUGAAGUAGACCUCCUCCCACCUCCGUCUCCUGCUGCCAACUGGACCUCAGCUCUGCCCACUCUCCCCUCUUCUGAUUCAUCUCUGGUCUUCUCCUUCAACGGAUCCAACCAUGUUGCUGUGGUGCCCGAUUCGGUUGUCUCAGCUUUGUCAGGUGACCACUUCACCCUGCAGCUGUGGAUGCGAAGGGGUGGCGCCAAUAUCCAGGCUGCCACCACUCAGACCAGAGGAAAUCGCAAGGAGGAGGAGAUAAUUGUGUGCAGCACUGUCAAGAACGAUGACUCCUUCUCACACUAUUCCCUCUCUGUCCACGGCUGCCGCCUAUCUCUCUUCUACUGGCCCGACGUCUCAGCCGCACGGCCCGUCAAGUUCUUGUGGAAAUUGGAGCAGGUGUGUGACAGCGAGUGGCAUCAUCUUUCACUCAGUGUCCAGUUCCCCUCGGUGACCCUGUAUGUCGAUGGUGUGACCUUCGACCCCGCCCUCAUCCAUGACAAUGGAGCCAUCCCCAACCCUGCCCCCCGCCAGAGAAUGUUCAUCGGCGCCUGCUGGGAGCCUGAAGAAAAGCAGAAGGAGAUACUUAACAACACCAUCCCUGAGGGUAAAGACUCAGUGAAGUAUGUGGGCGGCUACCAUGGCCUGUUGUCCGGGGUGACGGUGCGUCCCGGCAGCGUGGAGCCUCACAGCGUGGUCGAGUGUCUGUACGCCUGCAGGGAGGGCCUGGACUUUGGAGACCUGGAGACUCUGGGCUCUGGCAUGAAGGUUCAUGUGAACCCCAGCCAGUCGGUGUUAGUACUGGAGGGAGACGACAUUGAGAGCUUUAACCGUGCAGUGCAGCAGGUCACCUACAGAAACUCUCUACGCUUUGCCACUCCUGGAGUCCGACCACUGAAACUUACCACCUCUCUCAGAUGUUUCAACGAGGAGAGCUGCCUGUCCCUCAAGCAGCUGGAAGGAUACCUGGUGGUUCUCCAGCCUGAUGCCCCUCAGAUCUCUCUGUCUGGUGUCGGCCCUCAUCUGGCUCGACCUGCCCCUGAGUUUGAAGGUCCUCGUGGUGUCCCCCUUUUCCCUGAGCUCCGGAUAGUGUGUUCCUUGUCUCAUGCUGUCAACACGGCUGCACAGGGGAUGGAGGGUGGAGCUCUGAUGUCCGAUGCAGUGGCUCACACUUUGGAUGGCUGUGAGGUCCAACCACUGGGGGAGGAGUUAAACCCGGAGAGGGAGGAGCUUCUUGUGGACAUGGAUGUUGUGCGAGAGAGGGGACUGGAAAUCAUCAAUACCACUGCUUAUAUUGCCAUCACAGGUGCUGAAUCCAUCUCUGUGUACGAGGAUGUCCUUCGCUCAGUCCGCUACCGACUGGCUAAAGGCUCAGCCCGCUUUGAGAGGCGGUUCCGCCUGUCCUGCUCUGAGAUGAAUGGCAGAUACACCAGCAAUGAGUUGACACUGGAGGUAAACUUCCUCCACUCUCUGGACAGUCUGUACCACCCAUCCCAUUUGCUGGCAUCCCAGCAGCAAUUUCUCCAUCCAUCUCACCAUGCUGGGGAGCUGAGUGGACACACCCUCCCCAAUCCACACCGCAACUCAGUGGUGCCAGGAGCCGCCACCGUCAUCAUAAUGGUGUGUGUGGGUUUCCUGGUUGUUAUGGUGAUCCUUGGUGUUUUCCGAAUUCGGUCCAUCCAUCGCCGUGGUGAAGGUGCCAGGGGCGGGGCUAAGGAGGGCAGCAGCCAAUGGGACGACUCUGCCCUCACCAUCAUCGUCAACCCUAUGGAGUCCUAUGAGUCUCGCAUGGGCAUCUCUGCUGACAUGGAGGGGGAGGGGGAGGAGGAUGAGGAGGUAGCCGAGUCACCUGACGAUGCCAGCGACGACCAACGAAUUAUCAUCAAGAAGGAGGGGAGGGACGGCAACGCCCGUCGUUACUGAACCACAUGUGUCGCUGCAACUGUUCUCAUGGAAACCACAAACCGGCUCACCAGUCACACACUCCAACACUUUUAAUAUCAACGACUGCUGACACCACUAGUAUAAGGAAUGUAUGCUUACAAACACUACGCACAACACAGUCACUGUAAUACUCUUGACACUCAAUGCCAUAUGUGACCUAUAGCCAACAACAGGCUGUUGUUCUCCACUUAAAUGUUCAAUGGCACAAUGUAUACAGUUAAUGUAAUUUAACCGCCUGAGCAAAACCCACCAAUAUUGUAUGUGGUGCACCAGUUCUAAAUCACAAGAUGGUAAUGUGUCUGUAUAGUGUAAUACUGGUUGAAUGAGACUCAUUUUGUUUUAAAAAAACAGAUUGUAUUGUAUCUUUUGUUAUUGAACACAGAAUGAAAUCUUUACAAAGUGAAAACUGGAACAAUCCGCAACAUGCCGGACUUGAAUAGAUCUGUAGGCAAAGACACAAAGCCUUCAUCCCUACAUGUCUCUGCAUUCCCUUGUUAGACUGACUCGAGAAGUCUGUGCACAAGCUCUUUUCUCCCUCUUUGCAUCCUCUCUCAACACAUUCCUCAACCACUGUUAACCACAGAGUGAAGACAGUGAGGUCAGACAUUACGGUCACUCUCCAACUUAUUUAUAAAAACUAAAAAAACGCUACACCUGCAGGUGAUUUUGUGACUGCUUCAGCUCCCGACAAUAUUUUAUGUGGUGCUGAUGAUGAGAUGAGAAGAUUUAGGGACUAUCAACCAUAAACCUCAUCCUUUACACAAGAUGGUAGUUUCAGAAAACUGUCACUAAAUGACAAAACAUCACCAUCCACAGUAAAACUGGUGCAACCUGACCUCUGACCCCCUCCCACAGUGACCGCUGGAAUGUCUAACUCACUCACUCACUGCACAUUGCAUUUACAAUAACUGCGAGACGUCACAUGCAAUCGCACACAAACACAUAUACACACUCCAUUGUGCUACCCCUGCUGUUUCCAGAAUGUCAGCUCAGCUUGGGCAGUAUUGAUUGUAUUGAUUGUAAUGAAUUUUCUGUACAUACAAUGAUGAAUAUUAUGAUAUUAUUGUUAUUACUAUUAUUAUUGCAGCCACUCUUUUUCUGCCAACUUUGAAAAGGGAGCAAGUUAUUAAUUUCCUUUUUUUCUUCCAUUUGAGUAAUCACCUUUACAGCAUCAAAAAACAGUAUAAUAAUAAUAAUAAUAAUAAUAGUAGUAGUGAUAAGGAUGAUAAUCCCUGGCUUGAUGAGUGUCUCUUAAUUUGUGUGUAAUAUUGUUGUAAUUAAAAGAACCUGUCAAUAUCUAAAUCACAUAAAAAGGAGGGCACAUUGUUGUGAUACUUAGAUAAGUCUCACUUAUUUCAUCUCUCACGCUUCCAGGUAGUUUUUUUUCUUAUUUUCUUCUUUUUUCACUCCAUGCAAUAUCUUUGGUUCAAUGAAUGUACAACCGUAUGCUUCUCUUCACCUUUUGCCUCUGCUCCCACUGCCUUUUUCCUACACCUCUCCCUCUGUGUCUCUUGCUGUCUGUCUGUGUAGCCUAUCAAUGUGCAGUGCUAAACCUGUCAGUAAUAAAAAGCCUGUCGUUUUUGAGUGUGAUCUUAAGAAGGAAUAAACAUUGCAUUGAUUAAUAACUUAUAUUAUUACUAUGUUACUAUUGGAACAUUACCUGUAAUUAUUGAUACAAUGAUGACAAGGAUUAUGCUGACUAACUGUUAUUGCAAACUGUCAGAAAACAUUACAAAAUUCAUAAUAAAAACACGAUAUGACGUCUU
This is a messenger RNA of Micropterus dolomieu (smallmouth bass), 4925 nucleotides long. It is a transcript of the gene clstn3, whose product is annotated as calsyntenin 3. Gene Ontology annotation, cellular component: cell surface; postsynaptic membrane. Gene Ontology annotation, biological process: positive regulation of synaptic transmission; positive regulation of synapse assembly; homophilic cell-cell adhesion. Bases 268 to 3138 code for a protein of 956 amino acids. The record is from RefSeq and is a predicted model, not a curated record. NCBI's taxonomy places the organism in Eukaryota, Metazoa, Chordata, Actinopteri, Centrarchiformes, Centrarchidae. The transcript has 19 exons. Gene Ontology annotation, molecular function: X11-like protein binding; calcium ion binding; amyloid-beta binding.